Molecule: messenger RNA, 1109 nt
Organism: Heteronotia binoei (common prickly gecko)
Lineage: Eukaryota; Metazoa; Chordata; Lepidosauria; Squamata; Gekkonidae
Gene: ZMAT3
Product: zinc finger matrin-type 3
Exons: 5
Coding region: 48-929 (293 amino acids)
Molecular function (GO): zinc ion binding; nucleic acid binding
Source: RefSeq, a predicted model, not a curated record
UUCCUUUUCUGCCUUCCAAAGAAGCAUGCCAGAAGGUCUCUUGGCCAAUGAUUCUCCUGCAGCAAGCCGGACCUCCUCUCCCUCCUCCUCCUUCUCCUGAGAAGUUGCCAUCGCUUCCUAUGUCAGUGGCCACCAGGCCCGCAGCCAACUUGCUACUGUCCCCGCAGAAACCCCUCGGCCUGGGGUCAUCCUUGCCGCUCGCCCAGGAUGAAGAACUGCCUACGGUGGUGGAGCAGGACCCGGUCCUGGAGGAACUGUGCAAACCUUUGUGCUGCAGACUUUGUAACGUCACCUUGAAUUCUGCCCAGCAAGCCCAGGCUCAUUACCAGGGUAAAAACCAUAGCAAGAAACUUCGAAACUACUAUGCUGCCAAUAGUUGUCCAGCUCCUGCCAGAAUGAAUAGUUCUCUUGAGCCUGCCUCGCACCCGGUGGCUUCCCUUCCACCCCAGGGAGCCUCAUCCAAACCAGGAGGCCGUGUGAUUCUGGCCACCGAGAACGACUACUGCAAACUAUGUGAUGCUUCAUUUAGUUCCCCAGCAGUGGCCCAGGCUCACUACCAAGGGAAGAACCAUGCCAAGAGGCUAAGGCUGGCCGAAGCUCAGAACAAUUCGUUCUCGGAUUCAUCGGAAGGGAACAAACGGAGGCCGAGGAAGGAAGGGAACGAUUACAAGAUGAUGCAGAAUAGAAGGAACGUGUACGUUGUCCAGAAUAACACAGGCCCUUAUUUCAACCCGCGCUCUCGUCAGCGCAUCCCGCGCGACCUUGCCAUGUGUGUCACCCCCAGCGGUCAGUUCUACUGCUCCAUGUGUAACGCUGGCGCCAGCGAGGAGAUGGAGUUCCGGCAGCACCUGGAGAGCAAGCAGCACAAGAGCAAAGUGUCCGAGCAGCGGUACAAGAACGAGAUGGAGAACCUGGGCUAUGUGCAAUGAGACACGAUUCCCACUGGCCGCUCCCCCGCCCUUGACACGGGAGCGCCUUCUUGCCGCCCUCUGCUUGACCCACGCGCCCCGCUUCUGUGCUCUGCGCCUUCGGAGCCUCUUCUACAGCUCGCUCAGUGUUUCUAACCGCCUUCAUCCCUAACGGUGAAGUAAGGGGGUCCAAGGUUUUUU